Ostrinia furnacalis (Asian corn borer) is the source of this 3477-nucleotide messenger RNA. RefSeq names its product atrial natriuretic peptide receptor 1. Gene Ontology annotation, biological process: protein phosphorylation; cGMP biosynthetic process; intracellular signal transduction. The transcript is spliced from 23 exons. Gene Ontology annotation, molecular function: guanylate cyclase activity; peptide receptor activity; protein kinase activity. NCBI's taxonomy places the organism in Eukaryota, Metazoa, Arthropoda, Insecta, Lepidoptera, Crambidae. Gene Ontology annotation, cellular component: plasma membrane. The record is from RefSeq and is a predicted model, not a curated record. Bases 1 to 3348 code for a protein of 1115 amino acids.
AUGAAUUUUCUGGUUGCGUCGUGGUGGUGGCUGGUGAUACCGGUGCUGCAGGGGUCUGUGGGGCACACGGUGUAUAAAGUGGGAGUGCUGAUGGCUUCAAGAUUGGACUCGCCUUUUGAUUUGGAGCGGUGCGGGCCGGCGGUCGACCUCGCUCUCGACAAGGUGAACGAUCGGUUCCUAGCGCAUCAUGGGGUUCAGCUCCAGAAGGUGCAGGGAAGCUACCCGUCAUGCUCCGGCGCAAUCGCUCCAGGGCUGGCAGCGGACAUGCACUUCAAGGAUGACGUCAUCGCGUUCGUGGGCCCUGCGUGUGCGUUCGCGCUCGAGCCUGUAGCACGGCUUGCUGCCUACUGGAACACCCCUAUCAUCACUGGGAUGGGGGAUCAGCCGCCAUCGGAGGGAGAAUUAGCAGCCCCAGCCAGUGUGGUCAGCCGUAUGCACAGACUUCGAAAUCUCCGGAAAGGCAUCAAGCCAACAACGCUGUUCAACGACAAAGGGAAGUAUCCAACGUUGACUCGCAUGUCGUACUGCCAGUGCCGUUUACCUCACGUGUUUACCAGCGUCUUCGAGCGGUUCGGAUGGGCACACGUUGCCCUACUGCUGGACAAGUCAGAUUUAUUCUCGCUGACUGUGGGUAAGAGCCUAGAGUGGGGUCUCCGCAAAAAAGGGAUACUGAAAGCCGUACGGGAACUGGAUGGUAACGAAAGGGAGUCCUGCGAAACUUUACUGCGGGACGUCAGCAUGUACGCACGAGUGGUAAUCCUGAGCGUGCGUGGCCCACUAGUGCGAGAAUUCUUGCUCGCAGCGCACUCGCUCGGCAUGACGCGCGGCGACUGGGCCUUCCUCGACGUCGAAAUAUUUCAGGGCGGAUACUGGGGCGAGACGGGCUGGGCGGCCGGCGACGACCGCGACGCCGCCGCCCGCGCCGCCUACGAGGCACUGCUUCGGGUGUCGCUCAAACUGCCCACUGGGGACCGCUUUGACGACUUCGCGGAUGCCGUGAAGGCUCGGGCGAAGUUGCAUUAUAAUUAUACUUUUUCGGAUGGCGAGGAGGUAAACUUCUUCAUCGGUGCUUUCUACGAUGGCGUGUACCUGCUAGGUAUGGCACUCAACGAGACCCUGACCGAAGGUGCUGAUAUUAGAGACGGCCGAAACAUCACGCGCCGCAUGUGGGGCAGAGACUUCCACGGGAUCACCGGCCACGUGCGCAUAGACUCCGUCGGCGAUCGGGAUGCGGAUUACGCGAUACUGGACCUGGACCCUGUCACGGGAAAGUUUGAGGUGGUGGCGUUUUAUCACGGCCUCAACGGCAGCUACAAGCCGGUGGCUGGCAAGGCCAUCCAUUGGCCCGGGGGCCGCCGCGGACCCCCGCCUGAUACGCCUCGCUGCGGGUUCCUUGGGAACGACCCUAUGUGCCAAGGAGAGGCUCAAACAGUUAUAAUUUACUGUUUCAUCGGACUGGCUAUUUUCCUAAGCUUUGCAGUCACGGCCGCCUGUGUGGCGUACAAGCAAGCACGAAUCGACGCGGAGUUGAACAACAUGGCUUGGCGGGUCCGUCCUGAAGAGGUGCUGGUGGAAGUGGGCACCGGGCUUGGAGCCAGCCCAGCGCUGCACAGCAUCAACGAGUCGAGCGGCGGCAACAACGCGACGGCUUCUGGCCUCAACACGCCCUCUCUCAACCUCUCUUCCUUCACCGUAGGCCUGUACAAAGGCAACCGGGUAGCCGUCAAGAAGAUCCACAGGAAGAAACUCGACUUGAACAAGAAGCUGUUGUAUGAAAUAAAACUGGCCCGCAACGUAUCGCAUGAGAACACGGUGCGUUUCAUCGGCGCGUGCGUCGACUGCCCGCUGGUGUUCGUGCUGACGGAAUACUGCCCUAAGGGCUCGCUGAAGGACGUCCUGGCCAACGAGGAGCUGCAGCUCGACUGGAACUUCAGGACGUCGCUGGUGCAUGACAUUGUGCAGGGAAUGUGCUACCUCCACGGCGGGCUCGGCGCCCAUGGAAAGCUGCGUUCCUCCAACUGCCUCAUCGAUGGACGCUUCGUGCUUAAGAUCUCGGACUACGGGCUCACCACGCUGUGCACCCCCACCGACUUGAUUAAAGACGACACGUACUACUACAAACUGCUAUGGACAGCUCCCGAGCUUCUCACAAGCAGCGUGUACCCGGGGGCGGCGGCGUCGCUCAAGGGAGACGUGUACAGCUUCGGCAUCAUCCUCGAAGAGAUCGUGCUGAGAGCCGGACCCUUUCAUCAUUAUACGCCCUCUUUAUCGAACAAAGAAAUAGUGUCCCGCGUGUGUGCGCGGGAGUCGCCGCCCUUCAGACCAGUGGUGUGCGCGGGGGAGGCGGGCGCGGGCGCGGGCGGCGGAGCGGCGGCGGAGCUUCUGGACCUGGCCGCCCGGUGCUGGACGGAGGCGCCCGAUGACAGACCCUCGUUUGACACCAUCAACGCUACUUAUAUCAAGGGAUACUGCGAUAACCUGAUGGACGACCUGCUAAGCCGCAUGGAACAGUACGCCAACAACCUCGAGUCGCUGGUGGAGGAGAAAACAGAACAGCUCUCUUUGGAAAAGAGGCGCUCCGAAGAACUAUUGUACCAAGUGCUACCAAGGCCAGUAGCGCAGCAGCUGAUGGCAGGCGAGAUGGUGCAGCCAGAGAGCUUCGAAUGCGUGACGGUGUACUUCAGCGACAUCGUCGGCUUUACCGAGCUCUGCGCCGCUUCCACCCCCAUCCAGGUGGUCGACUUGCUGAAUGACCUGUACAGCACCUUCGACAGGAUCAUUGGGUUCUAUGACGUUUAUAAGGUGGAGACAAUAGGCGACGCGUACAUGGUGGUGUCAGGCCUGCCGGAGCGCAACGGGGACAUGCAUGCUCGGGAGAUCUGCCUCAUGGCGCUCGCAGUCGUGGAGGCUGUCAGGAGCUUCGUAGUGAGGCACCGCCCCACGCAUCGGCUGGAGGUACGCGUGGGAGUGCAUUCAGGCCCGGUAUGCGCGGGCGUGGUGGGCGUGAAGAUGCCGCACUAUUGCCUGUUCGGGGACACCGUCAACACGGCCAGCCGCAUGGAGUCUGCUGGACAACCUCUCCGUAUCCACCUAAGUGAGAGCACACGAGCAUUACUCGAACAGUGGGGCACAUUCGUCGUCGAGCGCCGAGGGGAGGUUGAACUGAAAGGACGCGGACGAAUGCUGACCCACUGGCUGCUACACUGCUCUGAGCCCGAAGCGAGGAUGGUGGCGCAAGGGCCCCAGCCUCCCCCACAAUACCCUAUCUUGUUCCCAUCGCUGCCUCAGCCACCUAUGUCGCUGCAAGUCCCGUAUUUAGUGGUGGAACCACCUACGUUAGCUGCUUAGGCUAUGGAAGAUACUUAAAUCGAAAGACACGGGUCUUAACUUCUGCAGCCUGCAAUCUGCUUGUGACCACUUCUGCAUGUGCAGCAUAGCAGCUAAAACGUCAAGCCGUGAGUACAUAAUGUAACUCAU